Metarhizium brunneum ARSEF 3297 is the source of this 1443-nucleotide messenger RNA. RefSeq names its product Thiol-specific monooxygenase. NCBI's taxonomy places the organism in Eukaryota, Fungi, Ascomycota, Sordariomycetes, Hypocreales, Clavicipitaceae. Gene Ontology annotation, molecular function: flavin adenine dinucleotide binding; NADP binding; N,N-dimethylaniline monooxygenase activity. The record is from RefSeq and is a predicted model, not a curated record.
AUGCCUGGUGUAACUGUCAAGCGUGUUGCCGUCAUUGGAGCCGGCCCAGCGGGCGCGAUUGCUCUUGACGCCCUUGCCAAAGAGAAGACGUUUGAUCUGAUCCGUGUGUUUGAGCGGAGAGAGCGUCCGGGGGGCUGCUGGGUCGGCGACACGUUGCCGCCUCCCACGCUGUCGGAUUUCAAGUCACUGGCGGACAGGACAGCCGAUGCUCCGAUUGCCCUUCCGGAAACUCUGCCUGCCUUUACUCCCAAGUCGGACCAGCCACGGUUUACCGAAUCGUCGGUUUACCCGUACCUCGAGACCAAUAUCAGCCAUCUGCCCAUGCAAUUCUCCCAGGAGCCCUUUCCCGCAGACAUUAGCGAGCGAACACGAGCUCUUUACGGAGACGGCUCGCCGUUCCGCCAUUGGGCGGUGGUGAGGUCUUAUAUAACUGGCUUGUGCGAGCGCAACGGCUACGAGGACCUCAUCUCGUUCAGCACCACAGUCGAGCGAGUGGACAAGAUUGGGUCCGAGUGGAAGGUGACGCUACGCAAGGAGGGCAAAGACAGCGACUACUGGUGGACAGAGUGGUUCGACGCCGUCGUCGUCGCGAGCGGCCAUUACUCGGUGCCUUAUAUCCCCGCCAUUGAGGGCUUGGAGCAGUUUGAGAAGUCCCGUCCCGGCAGCGUCAUGCACAGCAAACACUUUCGUGGAAAGGACAAGUUCAGGAACAAGCGAGUCGUGGUUGUCGGGGCCUCGGUCUCAGCGGCAGAUAUAGCAUUCGACCUGGCCGACUCGGCCGCGUUCCCAGUCCACGCCAUCACCAUCGGGCACAAUCUCAACGGCUACUUUGGCGGAGAAGCCUUUGAGCACCCAAAGAUCGAGAAGCUGCCGUCCAUAGCCAAGGUGCAAGGUCGCACGGUACUCUUGGUGGACAACAAGACCAUCCCCGACGUCGACUACAUCGUUUUCGGCACCGGAUACAGCUGGACGCUCCCGUUCCUACCGCAGGUGCCCGUUCGCAGCAAUCGGGUCCCCGACCUGUGGCAGCAUAUCGUCUGGCAGCACGACCCGACUCUGCUCUUUGUCGGCGCCGUGCACGCCGGCUUGACCUUCAAGGUCUUUGAGUGGCAGGCCGUCUACGUGGCGAGGCUGUUGGCGAACCGCGCGGCGCCGCUGCCCCGGCUGGAUGAGAUGCGACGGUGGGAGGCGGACAGGAUCAGCAGGCGUGGAGACGGGGCCAGGUUUUCUCUCCUUUUCCCGGAUUUCGAAGACUACUUUGAGAGCCUGCGAGGUUUGGCGGGAGCGGGCGAGCCUGGCGUUGGCAGGAAGCUACCCAGGUUUAGACGGGAGUGGUUCAGAGAGUUCCUCGACGGCCACGAGCUUCGUAAGGACAUGUGGCGACGACAUAACAAAGCGGCCGCCGGGGCUGGCUCGACAAGGACGCUGGAUGCGAAGCUGUAG